GGACCCGCGCCCGCCCGCGCCGGGGCGCCCUCUCCACUGCGCGCGGUACAAGGAAAUGCUAGAACUGGUGAUCUCACCCAGCCUCACUGUAAACAGCGAUUGUCCGCGCAAACCGAAGCUUAGCCGGGCCGACGCCGAUGUCUGGACUCUGAGUCAAGUAGAAGGCAUCACCACGGCAGCCCCUCCGAGUGUGUCUCAGCUCUUCUCCAGAUCUUGUCCACGUGUCCUGCCCAGCCAGCCUCCCACGGCCAUGGCAGCCUACGGCCAGACGCAGUACAGCGCAGGGAUCCAGCAAGCUGCCCCUUACACCGCUUACCCUCCUCCGGCGCAAGCCUAUGGAAUCCCUUCUUACAGCAUCAAGACAGAAGACAGCUUGAACCAUUCCCCCAACCAGAGUGGAUUCCUCAGCUACGGCUCCAGCUUCAGCACCCCACCCACUGGACAGAGCCCAUAUGCCUACCAGAUGCACGGCACGGCGGGCAUCUACCAAGGAGCAAAUGGCCUGACCAACGCAGCUGGAUUCGGAACCGUGCACCAGGACUAUCCUUCCUACCCUGGCUUCCCUCAGGGCCAGUAUUCCCAGUAUUACAGCUCGUCCUACAGCCCUCCGUACGUCCCGGCCAGCGGCAUCUGCCCCUCCCCCCUCUCCACGUCCACCUACGUCCUCCAGGAGGCCCCGCACAGCGCCCCCAGCCAGGGUUCUGACUUGCUUGGCGGGGAAUAUAACUCGCACAAUGGACCUUCCACGCCGGCGAAGGAGGGAGACACCGACAGGCCGCCCCGGGCCCCCGACGGGAAGCUCCGCAGCCGGUCCAAGCGGAGCAGCGACCCCUCCCCAGCGGGGGACAGUGAGAUCGAGCGUGUGUUCGUGUGGGAUUUGGAUGAAACGAUAAUUAUUUUUCACUCCUUACUCACCGGGACUUUUGCCUCCAGAUAUGGGAAGGACACCACGACAUCCGUGCGCAUCGGCCUGAUGAUGGAAGAAAUGAUCUUCAACCUUGCAGAUACGCACCUGUUCUUCAAUGACCUGGAGGAUUGCGACCAGAUCCACGUUGACGACGUCUCAUCUGAUGACAAUGGGCAAGAUUUAAGCACCUACAACUUCUCGGCCGACGGCUUCCACAGCUCGGCCCCGGGGGCCAACCUGUGCCUGGGCUCCGGCGUCCACGGCGGCGUGGACUGGAUGAGGAAGCUGGCCUUCCGCUACCGGCGGGUGAAGGAGAUGUACAACACGUACAAGAACAACGUCGGCGGCUUGAUAGGAGCUCCCAAAAGAGAGACUUGGCUGCAGCUCAGAGCCGAGCUGGAGGCUCUGACCGACCUCUGGCUGACCCACUCUCUGAAGGCGCUCAACCUCAUCAAUUCCCGGCCCAACUGUGUCAACGUGCUGGUCACUACCACUCAGCUAAUUCCUGCCCUGGCCAAAGUCCUGCUGUAUGGACUGGGCUCCGUGUUUCCCAUUGAGAACAUCUACAGUGCAACUAAGACAGGGAAGGAGAGCUGUUUCGAGAGGAUAAUGCAGAGAUUCGGCAGGAAAGCCGUCUACAUCGUGAUCGGCGACGGCGUCGAAGAGGAGCAGGGGGCAAAAAAGCACAACAUGCCGUUCUGGCGGAUAUCGUGCCACGCCGACCUGGAGGCGCUGCGACACGCCCUGGAGCUGGAGUAUUUAUAGCAGGACCCCGGCCUCGCCACCUGCCACCCCGGGCGCCCCCCACCCACCCACCGGGCCCUCGCCGCCCGGCCUUCCGCGCCAGAUGCCGGACACCGGACACCGGCCCUGCGGCCGAGGGGACGAGCCUGGCGACCGUCUCAGAAGCCGCCCUUGGGUCCCACGUGGGUCCGAGACGCAGAGCGCCCAGCUGUGGCCCUGGAACGUUUAACGCUGGAGAAAAGGGCUGUGACUCGGGGUCCAGGCUUUUGUAUGAGAUUCGCGGGGCACAAGCGAGUGAUUGCUCAUUUGGGGGAGGGCUGGCGGUGAGGAGGGGGACGGGCUCGGCUUUUAUUUUUCCUUUUUAAUUUAUGGACUAAGCUCACUACUCCGGCAUUAUGUCUCGUACCUGUGUUGUUGGUUUUCUUAGUCGUCGGUUUGGUUUGGUUUUCUAAACUGGCAUGGGGGGCGGGGCAGCUCUACCGUAAGCUCGCUCGGCCCCCAGUUGUGCUUCGGGGGGACAAUCAUUCCUUGAACAAUUGGCGGGGAGGCGAUUCGGGGCUGGUGGGAAAACUGUUGCUUAUUUUUGUUUUUAGGGACCAACCUGGUGUCAUGUGGAUAGUGCACGUGCCUUACGCCGCCCUCUUGUUUUCUCGGAGGGGGGGCCCUGGGGAGGAGGCGGUACUUUGUGACGGACAAAAGGCAUUAAAUAAACCCACGUUUACAUUUUGAA
Messenger RNA from Hyaena hyaena (striped hyena), 2381 nucleotides. It is a transcript of the gene EYA2, whose product is annotated as EYA transcriptional coactivator and phosphatase 2. The record is from RefSeq and is a predicted model, not a curated record. NCBI's taxonomy places the organism in Eukaryota, Metazoa, Chordata, Mammalia, Carnivora, Hyaenidae. Gene Ontology annotation, molecular function: protein tyrosine phosphatase activity. Gene Ontology annotation, biological process: negative regulation of extrinsic apoptotic signaling pathway in absence of ligand; multicellular organism development; cell differentiation. The transcript has 16 exons. Gene Ontology annotation, cellular component: nucleus. The coding region runs from base 56 to 1672 and encodes 538 amino acids.